Molecule: messenger RNA, 964 nt
Organism: Angiostrongylus costaricensis
Lineage: Eukaryota; Metazoa; Nematoda; Chromadorea; Rhabditida; Metastrongylidae
Source: the annotation of a GenBank genome assembly
GUCGUAUUCGAUAGUGUGAUUUAGACUUACUGUAAGCGAUGUUCUUAAAAGAGAAUCGGAAGAACAUAGCGUCUCGAAUGAGGUGGUCGACGUUGAGACGCUGACUGAGGAGAAGUGUGAGUGGGGCGCUUGCCAAUUAGUGUUUUCCACACAGAAGGCGUUAGUAGAUCAUGUAGCUGAUUGCCACGUAAACAUAUCAAAUCGUGAUUGGGUUUGCAAAUGGCGAGCGUGUGAUCGCACGGAGCCAUUUCGGGCUCUUUACAUGCUCGUUGUUCAUGUACGUAAACACACUGGAGAGAAACCCAACGAGUGUACGCAUCCGGGAUGUAACAAAUCUUAUAGUCGACUUGAGAACUUAAAGACGCAUAUGAGGACGCACACUGGAGAAAAACCAUACGCUUGCGAAAUUCCCGGAUGCCCAAAGGCGUUCAGUAACGCCAGCGAUCGCGCAAAGCACCAGAAUCGAACUCAUUCUAAUUUGAAGCCUUACAUUUGUUCGGUCUCACAGUGUGGUAAGAGUUACACUGAUCCAUCUUCCUUGCGAAAGCAUAUAAAAACUGUCCACGGUGAUGAGGCUUACGAGAGAGCUAAGAGAAACAGGCCGCAUAAUACCGGAGGAAGGCGGAAGGUGCUAUUUUCGCUUCUUUCAUGUGCUUUAUACUCGUACCUGUUUCGUUUGUCUUCAGAAGACCAAUCAAAUGCUAUACCUCUUCCAGUUCAUAGCGAUGGAGGCGGUCAUGGUGGCCGCACUUUUUCGCAAGGAUCCGCAGCUUCAGUACUUGGGUCAGGGGUAGAUCUUAGCCCGGCUGAUUCCUCAACUUCUUGCAAUUCUAGUGGAACGGGUACUUCUGCUGAUUUAUCUGGGUCCCAGCAGAGUUCAAAAAGUUUCUUCAUAGAUCGGAUUCUCAGCAAUGUUAGCAAGGCAACGAAUUUUGCUGUUCAGAAGCGCCGUAAGUAUUGUUAG